UAUCUUCUUUACUCUGAUGAUUUUUGUUAUUAUGUUAAUAACAUGGACCUUACUAUGGGUCUUUGUACUGAGAACGCAAAAUGUUACUGCUUUGUAUUUUGCUGGAUUAUUCCGUAUAGCAAAUGUUGAAUUUAUUCCUGAGUAUCGAAGGAAGGACUCCCCUGAAUUUCUCUCCAUGGCAGCUAAAGUUCAGCAAGUGAUGAACAAUGUUUAUAAGAAGUCACUUUUCUCCAAGUUGUACAAGCAAUCAACUGUUUCUGAUUUAAGUAACAACAACAAUGGUGGCAUUCUCGUUCACUUCUGGAUUAUUUUCAUUGUUCCAAAUAUGAAGACUCUAUUUGUGUGUGAAGACUGUGUCAGUGCAGUCUUAAAGGACUCUAUUCAGACAAGCCUGGUAAACCGUACAUCGAUUGGGUACCUUCUUGGACUUCCUGUGGACAUGGACUCAAUUGUUGUUAAUGCUGGCCUCCGUUCUGAUUACAUUGCUACAGCUGUGACAGGUUCUAAAUAUGUUAUCGAUAAAUUUGCUGAGCAGGCUGGUAUUCCUGUUCCUUUAAACUUCUUUGCUGCUUCUGGACGAGUACACUGCCACUUCAAGCUCAAUUCGCCACCAGGACAUGUCAUUCGCCUCUCUCUCACCUCCUUACAGAUCGAACCUGACAGCUGUGUCACAGAUUCUCUCAGCAUUUUUGACUCACUUAUGCCAAUAAGGAGUAAGAAUUUGUACCGAGUCUGCGAACCCUUUGCUUCUUUCCCAGUUUCCUUUGUAUCUACUGGCAAUGGCAUGUUUCUUUCAUUCAAAUCCCUCAGAGUGCAUGGAAUAAGAGAAAUAAAUGGAUAUUUUGAGGCAAUUCCCAACAAAAAAUUUGAAAGCACAAUAAUUUCAACAGAUGGAAUAAGAUUGGAAGGAAAUAUCACCAGUCCAUAUUAUCCCAGCUAUUAUCCUCUAAAAUGUAGUUGUACCUGGACAUUUAAGAUAUCUACACCUUCUCUUGGACUAGCACUGAAAUUUCACAACUACACCGUGAAGGAAAAGGGGCUUGAAAGAUGUGAUCAUGGCUGGUGGAAAAUAAAUGAAAAAAUGUACUGCGGUUAUCAAAUAGAUCACCAGACAGUGUUCCACAUAGCAAAUUUCCUGGUUAAUAUCAUGUUCCAGUGCAGUGGAAAACAAUCAGACAAGGCAUUUCUAGCAGAGUACAACAGUUAUAACAUCAGCCAGCCUUGUCCUAAUGGAUAUUAUGUUUGCUCUACUGGUCUGUGCAUCCGACAGUCUCAACGUUGUGAUGGAUCAGAUGACUGCUUUGAUGAAAGUGAUGAAGUAUUUUGUUCUCCACCACCAAAAGAGUGCAACACAAAUUCUCCACAACACUAUUUUAUUUGCAAUGGAGUCAAAGAUUGUGAGAAUGGCAGCGAUGAACUCAAUUGCACAGACUCUGUACCCUGCACAAAUGUCACCUAUAAAUGUCAGAAUAACCUAUGUAUUAGGAAGAGGAACGCUAAAUGUGAUACAAGUGUAGACUGCUUAGAUGGAAGCGAUGAAAUGAAUUGUGAUUGUGGUAUUCCGAGGCAGCGGCGCAGUCGGAUAGUAGGAGGAUCUAAUGCUCAUGAAGGACAGUGGCCUUGGCAAGUUAGCCUGCACUUUUCUGGAUCACCAUAUUGUGGAGCUUCAGUAAUAACAAAGAAGUGGCUCUUAUCUGCAGCACAUUGCUUUCAGGGGGAAAAAAUGUCUGAUCCCAGGUCAUGGAUAGCUCAUUUAGGAAUGUGUUCUCAAGGAAAUGCAAAAUUUGUAACUGAACUCAAAAGGAUCCUUGUUCAUGAAUACUAUAAUAGUCGAAACUUUGACUAUGAUAUUUCACUGCUACAACUGAAGGCAGCUUGGCCAGAUACACUUGCAUCAGUAAUCCAACCAAUUUGCGUCCCCUCACUUACUCAAGUGAUAUCCAAUGAAGAGAAAUGCUGGGUGACUGGCUGGGGGCAGAAACAGGAAGCAGAUAGCAGUGAUUCUACAGUUCUUCAACAAGCAGAGGUUGAAAUCAUGAAUCAGUCACUCUGCCGUUCCACCUAUGGACUUGUCACUCCACGCAUGCUCUGUGCAGGAUUACUUUCAGGGAAAAGAGAUGCUUGUCGUGGUGACUCUGGUGGACCAUUAUCUUGUCAGGAAAGAAUUGGUGGAAGAUGGUUUCUGACUGGCAUUGUUAGUUGGGGCCAUGGAUGUGGAAGAGAAAAUUAUCCUGGGGUCUACACAAGAGUAUCAAAGUUUGCCACGUGGAUCCAGCAGCAUGUCUCUACUUUACCAAUUAUUGAUGAUUUUACAUAG
This is a messenger RNA of Rhincodon typus (whale shark), 2317 nucleotides long. It is a transcript of the gene tmprss7, whose product is annotated as transmembrane serine protease 7. Gene Ontology annotation, cellular component: plasma membrane. NCBI's taxonomy places the organism in Eukaryota, Metazoa, Chordata, Chondrichthyes, Orectolobiformes, Rhincodontidae. The transcript is spliced from 17 exons. The record is from RefSeq and is a predicted model, not a curated record. Gene Ontology annotation, biological process: proteolysis. Gene Ontology annotation, molecular function: protein binding; serine-type endopeptidase activity. The coding region runs from base 17 to 2317 and encodes 766 amino acids.